Messenger RNA from Exserohilum turcica Et28A, 2280 nucleotides. RefSeq lists its product as uncharacterized. Lineage: Eukaryota; Fungi; Ascomycota; Dothideomycetes; Pleosporales; Pleosporaceae. The coding region runs from base 1 to 2280 and encodes 759 amino acids. Gene Ontology annotation, cellular component: membrane. Gene Ontology annotation, molecular function: geranylgeranyl diphosphate synthase activity; intramolecular lyase activity. The transcript is spliced from 6 exons. The record is from RefSeq and is a predicted model, not a curated record. Gene Ontology annotation, biological process: GPI anchor biosynthetic process.
AUGGGCUUUGACUACGCGCUGGUGCACCUCAAGUACACGAUCCCCCCGGCCGUGCUGCUGACCUGGCUCUACCGCCCCUUCUACACAAAGCUCGACGCGUACAAGGUCGUCUUUCUGGUCCUGGUUGCCAUUCUCUCGACGAUACCAUGGGACUCGUACCUCAUCCGCACCGGUAUCUGGAGCUACCCCGGCCAUGUCAUCGUCGGCCCCAAACUCUAUGACAUUCCGCUCGAGGAGGUCUUCUUCUUCUUCAUCCAGACAUACAACACCUCGCUGCUCUACCUGCUCCUCACCAGACCCACCUUUCAGCCCGUCUAUCUGAGGAUUGAAUCAGGCCCGUCGCGCAACUCAUGGCGAGCCACGAAGCUUGCUGGCCAAGUCUUCCUGCUGGGCUUGAUUGCAUGGGGAUGGCGCCGUGUCCAAGAAGGCGGCGAGGGAACAUAUACUGGUCUCAUCUUGAUCUGGGCCUGCCCUUUCCUUCUGCUGCUAUGGAGCCUAGCAUACCAGUUUAUUGUCAUGCUACCGCUAACCAACACAGCGCUGCCUAUCCUGCUCCCAACGCUUUACCUCUGGAUCGUCGACACACUGGCACUUCGUAGGGGCACCUGGGUAAUAAGUGUGGGCACAAAGUAUGCUGUGCAUGUAUGGGACGGGUUGGAAAUAGAGGAGGCCUUGUUCUUCUUUGUCACCAACACGCUUAUAGUGUUUGGUCAAUUGGCGUUCGACAACGCUCUAGCCGUGCUGUACACUUUUCCGGGCCUGUUCGCGGACCCGUCGCUGCUGCCAUCGCCGGCUGUCUUGAUGCGGGCCCUUCUAACGCCCAGUUCCAAGUACGACGCUGCACGGCUCCAGGGCCUUGAUGAGGCGGUGCUGCGUCUAAAGCGCAAGAGUCGCAGUUUCUACCUCGCCUCUGCGACCUUCCCUGGACCUUUGCGGGCGGACCUGCUGCUGCUCUACUCGUUUUGCCGUGUUGCUGAUGACUUGGUGGACAAUGCUUCGGAUGCCGAUGAGGCCAAGGCCUGGAUAGCCAAACUGCGCAAGUUCCUGAGCAAUGUGUAUAGCGACAAAGUGGCGCCUUCUACCAUGCAUGCUCAGGUUUGCGAAGACUUUCCGCUUGGCACGCAGUCUGCGCUCCUCCAACUGCCCGCCGCCAAACUGUCGCCCCAACCGCUGGAAGAGCUUCUGCAGGGAUUCGAGAUGGAUCUUGCAUUUGACCAGGGGCCGCUCAUCAAGACGACCGAGGAUCUGCGACUGUACUCGGAGCGCGUGGCAGGCACAGUAGCGCAGAUGUGCAUAGAGCUCAUCUUCUGCUGGUACCCAAGCACAAUGUCGGCCGAGGAACAGCGUAGCAUCGUCGCUGCUGGCAACAACAUGGGCGUGGCACUGCAGUAUGUCAACAUUGCGCGGGACAUUGGAGUCGAUGCCAAGAUUGGCCGUGUGUAUCUUCCUUUGAAGUGGCUGUCUGAUGCGGGGCUCCGCUAUGAUGAUGUCUUGCAGAGGCCGAGCCAAGCCAAGCUCGAGUCUUUGCGCAAGCAGCUUCUGCAUGAUGCCUUUUCACUCUAUGAAACGACCAAGGAUGCCAUUGAACGUCUGCCCGCCGAGGCCCGGGGGCCUAUCCGGGUUGCAGUGGAGAGCUACAUGGAAAUCGGGCGUGUGCUGAGACAGGACAAAUUCAAGAUCAAGGCUGGGCGGGCCACGGUGCCCAAGCUGAGGAGAAUCAUGGUGGCUUGGACAACGCUGAACCUCCCCGACAACUACACCGACGAGACCACGUUUCUCGACCACCUCCAGCGAAACCCCCGGCUGCAGCCGUAUGAGUUUUGGUCGCUCAUGGCCGACGCCACCGUCAUUGUGCAGCAUCUAGCGUCCGUCAUCAUCUUCUGCUGCUGCUUCAUCGCCAUCAUUCACGGCAGAGUGUCGCCUGUCGCCGUGGUUGGGUGGGCUAGCCUAUGCACUGUGCUGGCCUGGUUCCUGUGGGACCAUUGGAUGGGCCAGGAGUUCAAGGCCGUCGCCAGCGUCCCUCUGACGCCUGCACCAGAGCCAGAGACGGGCGAGGCGGUGCCCAGAGCCUCGCAGUCACUUUCGCCCCGGGCCAAGCAGCGCCUGGCAACGGCCAAAUCCGCGGUUCUGAUCUAUGCGGCUUUGCUGGGGCUCAGUCCCAUUCUCAAGUCGCUUACCCGCUCGACAACAAGCGAUUCCAUCUGGGCACUGAGCACAUGGCUGUUGAUGAUGAACGUUGCAUUCUUUGAUUACACGGCGGGUACAGACGCACACCUCUAG